AUGCGGACCGCUACUCGAGUCGCCUUCGUGGCGGUUUUCCUCGCGUCGCUUGCGACUGCGCUUGCGCAUGGUGACGAUGAGUCGAUGGAUAUGAAUAUGGACAUGGAAAUGAACAUGCAUUCCAGCGCCAGUACAGCGACGGCCUCUCCGACUCCGUCGGCAUCGGGACAUGCGAAUGAUCCCAUGAGCUACUUUGCCUACGGAAAACACUCUAGCUCCAUCAUAGCUCAUAUUGCUCUGAUGGUUCUGGGUUGGUGCUUUGUUCUUCCUGCAGCUGUCAUGCUCAGCAUUGCCCGUUCACGAUUUGCCCUUCCGUCGCAAUUCUUGUUCUUGGUUUUCAAUGCCUUCGGAGUCCUUCUCGGCAUCGUCUACAACAGCCAGACUCCCGAUCUUUAUGAGAAUAACGCGCAUCACAAAAUUGGCUGGAUUGGUACUUGGGUGUUCAGUGCCCAGGUCGUCCUAGCUCUCAUCUUUGCCUACGCCGGACGUGGUGAAUCCAAGUCCUCCUCGGACUCAUACGAGCGUGCGACUUUCCUGCCCAUCCCGUCGCAUCGGGAGCAUUCAUACCCAUCUGGCCCGCUGCAUGAAUACCGCUGGUCUGGAGAUAGUGGCCAGGGGACGGAGCCCGGCUCGUCCAUUCACAGCCCGGGAUCUCCGUGCGACUCGCCUGAAGAUUAUGACGGAUUUGAGAAACCUGAGGAACCCUUGCCCGAGGAAUUGCCCGCACGGGGCUGGUUCCAACGCAGCUUCGUGGGUCGGUUCUUGUCGAGUCGUCUGCCGGGAAUGGUUUCCAACCGAGUGCUCCGGGUCUGCAAUACGGUAUAUAACGUGGUCGAUCGGAUCAUUCUUCCGUUCGGAUUCAUGGCCAUUGCGACGGGUGCGGUGGCAUACGGUGGCAUCAUGAGAAAUAAGGAAAUCUUCAAUGGCUUGGCCCAUUUCAUUAAGGGUGGAAUCUUCUUCUGGUAUGGAAUUCUCACCCUCGGGCGUUUUGUGGGUUGCUGGGCCGACCUGGGCUGGGCAUGGAAUAAGAAACCCUUAACGCCCAUUGUUAGCAGAUGGAAGUCCAAGGUUCCAUCCGCAGAGUUUGUGGAGUCUCUUGUUAUCUUUGUUUAUGGUGUGUCCAAUGUUUUCCUGGAGCAUCUUUCCAAUUGGGGUGGCGCCUGGGGCGCGGCGGAUCUGGAACAUGUCUCGAUCUCGAUUAUGUUCUUGGGAGGUGGCCUGCUGGGCAUGCUCUUCGAGUCCAAGCGCAUUCGCGAAGCGCUCAACAUGACCAUUCUUCGGUCCCCGUCUCACGGUACUCGUGAUGAGGGUUGGCAGCUUCCGAGAUCUCAGGGCGUGUCUCUUAACCCAAUGCCUGCACUUAUUAUUCUGCUGCUAGGUAUGAUGAUGGGAUCGCACCACCAGACUAGCAUGACUUCGACUAUGGUGCAUAAGCAAUGGGGCAACAUGCUUGUUGGCUUCGCCUUGGCCCGCGGCAUGACCUAUGUGCUUCUGUUCCUGCGUCCGCCCACUUCCUAUCUCCCCGCUCGCCCUCCGACCGAGAUCGUUGCCUCAUUCUGCUUGAUGGCGGGAGGUCUUAUUUUCAUGCUCAGCACUCGGAACGUGAUCGAAUCCAUGGAAUACUACAAUAUGGACGCCAUGUUUACCUUCACAGUGGGCAUGGGAUUCACGGCUUUUAUAAUGGCCCUCGAGGUUCUGUUCAUUACGCUUAAGGCAUGGGCUAUCAAGCGGGAGCAGCCCUCGCAGGUCACUUACCAGUUCCCAUGA
Messenger RNA from Penicillium pulvis, 1767 nucleotides. RefSeq names its product Ytp1 family protein. The transcript is spliced from 4 exons. The record is from RefSeq and is a predicted model, not a curated record. Bases 1 to 1767 code for a protein of 588 amino acids. Lineage: Eukaryota; Fungi; Ascomycota; Eurotiomycetes; Eurotiales; Aspergillaceae.